Molecule: messenger RNA, 5221 nt
Organism: Antechinus flavipes (yellow-footed antechinus)
Lineage: Eukaryota; Metazoa; Chordata; Mammalia; Dasyuromorphia; Dasyuridae
Product: zinc finger protein 286A-like
Exons: 6
Coding region: 1299-2846 (515 amino acids)
Biological process (GO): regulation of transcription by RNA polymerase II
Molecular function (GO): RNA polymerase II cis-regulatory region sequence-specific DNA binding; DNA-binding transcription factor activity, RNA polymerase II-specific
Source: RefSeq, a predicted model, not a curated record
UAUAAAUACAUUCAGAAUGCAGAUUGUGGCUUUUUUUUUUUUUUUGGACAUGGCUAAUGCAAGGAUUUGUUUUAUUUUAUUAACCAUGUUUGCAACAGUAGUUUUGGAUUUUUUUUUUCUUUCUCAAUUGGGCAAGGGGCAUAGAUGGGAAGGAGAGAAGGCAUGUUUUUAUCGAAAAGAAUCCAAUUAUAGAAAAAAAAAAAGUGAUUGGAAGGAUGAGUAAAAGACUUUUCAGGAGUCAAAAGAUUUUAUCAAGAUUCCCUUAGUAAAGAUUACUAUGCUAGGGAUGCCUAAAACCCAAGUCCUAAAGAAGAGAUCGAUUCCAAAGUAUCAACAAACAAAGCCUCCAAGAAAAAAUAGGGCUUGGCAACAAAUUUAUUCUUGUUUCUAAAAAUCUAGAAUUCUUGACAAAAUCAAUAAUUUUAGUUUUAUAAAUGAAAUGGGUAUGCUAGAGGAAAGAAUUGGAAAAUUAGAGCUUUUGGAGUUUAAAAUUCAAUUAUAACAGGGAAAAGAUACAGGGGAUCCUUAUCAAAUAUUUCCUUAUGCUGGGAACAGAAAGGCAAAAAGGCGACCCAUGCCACCACGGAGCAAGGAGAAAACAGUCACACUGUACUAAGGAGAUACAAUCAGGAGAAAAUGGGGAGCCAGGCGUGCGCAGCGCAGCCCCGGUGAGGAUAAGAAGGCAGAGAUGGAGCAGGGGAGGCGCCGCCCACGCAGGGUCUGGCAGGAGCAGCAUUCAGAGGUUCGGGAUGCGCAGGCGCAAAACCCUCUCAGGCCUGGAAGUCCGUUGUCUUUGUCCAUUCUGGAGUCGGCGUGGUAGGAACUGAUCUUCCUGAAAUUACUAUUGAUGGCUUGUUCACUUUCUGGCCAUGUGUGUUCCUGCAUCUCUUGCUUUUCUUUACUGGACUCUAAAGGCCUAAUUUUGAAUCAAAGGCUACUAGGUCUCCCCUGCUUGACCCAGCUCUAUCUCUUCCUCCCACUCCCCACCCCCAUCAGCAGUCCAAGUCUGGACUCCAGGACCAAAUUUCUGUUAGGUGAUGAAUAUUGACAGCUAAAGAGAAGUUAAGUUGUCUCUGAUCUCCCAAACACUAAAAAAAAAAAAAAAAAAAAAAACAUCCCUGAGCACCGAGGUGGAAGCGACCAACUUAUGGAGUAGAGUCCAUCCUAGUAGGAAAGAAAAGUUAUAGCUCCUCAGAGCCCCUGGACAGAGACAAGAGAUUCAUAGAAGAGAACAGAUCCUGGAGCUCAGAGAAAUCAAGAUUCAAGUCCAUCAGCAGAAUCCAAAGAGGUGAUUGACCAUGGAGAAGUCAACUCAAGUGAUUGAGGAGGAAGCUCAGUCUUCUCAGGACUUUUCCUUUCCCCAAGAAAAGAACACCCAAGAGGUAGAAUCAGCUGCUCUUCAACUGACAGCCAGGUCUCAUGAAUCAGUGACUUUCAAAGAUGUGGCCAUGGACUUCACCCCAGAGGAAUGGGGACAGCUGGAUCCUGCUCAGAGGGAUGUCAUGCUGGAGAACUAUAGGAACCUGGUCUCUUUGUGGCUUCCAGUUUCCAAACCUGAUGGGAAUUCUAAUUUUGAUCAAGGAGAAAAUCAAUGGAUGAUGGAGAAAAAAGUCCCAAGAGGCAACUGUUCAGACUGGGAUACUAGGUCUGAAAGCAGAGAGUCAGCUUCAGUACAGGAAAUCUCUGAAGAGGAAUCAUCACAAAGGGUGGUGGUGAGAAGAGUCACAGAGGAUGAUGUUUCCAACUUGGAAGAAUGUGAGGACUGGUUAGAGAGGCAACAGGAAAAUGAGAGACAUUUAAGGCAAGUGACAGUUGUCCACAAGAAAAACCUUACUAAGGAGAGAGACUUUGAAUGUAAUACAUACUGGAAAAGUUUUAGUCAGAAGUCAAUUAUUGUUAGUCAAGAAAAAGUUCCUAUAGGACAGAAAUUGGGUAAUUUUGAAAGAAGGACCUUCAAACAAAGCUCAAACCUAAUGAAAAAUCAGAGACUCUACAAGGAGAAAAAAGCUUGUAAGUGUAAUGAAUGUGGAGAAUCCUUUAGUUACCAUUCAGUGCUUAUUCGGCAUCAAAGAAUUCAUACUGGAGAGAAACCAUAUACAUGCAGUAAUUGUGGAAAAGCCUUCAGCCACAAAGCUAACCUCAAAAAGCAUUUGAAAACUCAUAGUAGGUCAAGACUCUAUACAUGCAAUGCAUGUGGAAAAACUUUUACUGAGAGCUCAGCUUUUUCUGAACAUCAGAAAACACAUAUUGGAGAGAGACCUUAUGAAUGUAAUGAAUGUGGGAAGGCCUUCAGUCGGACUUCACAUCUUAUUCAGCAUAAGAUGAUUCAUACUGGAGAGAAGCCCUAUCAAUGUAAUGAAUGUGACAAAGCCUUCAUUCAUUCCUCAGCUCUUAUUAAGCAUCAAAGAACUCAUACUGGUGAGAAACCCUACACAUGUAAUGAAUGUGGGAAAGCAUUCAGUCAUUGCUCAUCCCUUACUAAACAUCAGAGAGUUCAUACUGGGGAAAAACCCUAUGAAUGUAAUGAAUGUGGGAAGACCUUUAGUCAGAGUACACACCUCGUUCAACAUCAGAGAAUUCAUACUGGAGAGAAACCUUAUGAAUGCAAUGAAUGUGGGAAAACCUUCAGUAGAAGUUCAAACUUUGCUAAACAUCAGAGAAUUCAUAGUGGAAAGAAACCCUAUGAAUGUAACGAAUGUGGCAAAGCUUUCAUUCAUUCAUCAGCACUUAUUCAACAUCAGAAAACUCACACUGGAGAAAAACCCUAUAGAUGUAAUGAAUGUAUGAAAACUUUCAAGUGUAGUUCCUCUCUUCUUAGACAUCAGAGACUCCAUACAGGGGAGUAAGCCCUAGAAAGUAAUAAUUCAGAGAAACCUUAGAAUCCUAAGUAGAACAUAAGCUCCUUGAGAACAGGGAAUGUUUAGUUUUUGGUCUCUAUUCCUACAAUAUGGCAAUCUACCCAGGCAAUACAGUGCCUGGGAUAUAGCAGGUGCUUAAUAAAUACUUGUGGGGUUGAACUUGUCAUUUUGUUGAAUAUUUUUACAAUCAGGGAAGGAAAUCCAUAAAAUAUUGAAAGUUUUUUGAGGCAAAACUUUAUAUACUUGUUACUUUAUUUGUGCAGUACAUUGUCCAGGUGAUGGGUAUUUGUCGUUUAAUAAAUAUUUGUUGAUUAAUCGCUGAUAACAUCAAAAGUUCCUGUGUUCUCAGGAAAUACAUAUUAAAGAAAAUCUUACAAAUAAAUAGGAAGUUUACUGCCCAAGUCAAGCAUCAUUUACUUUAAAGAAUGGAAAAAUUGGGCUGAGCAACUAAAAAUUCAGUCCUUAUAUUCUUCCUUGUCCUCAAAUCUGAAGAAGACAAGGAUUGUAGGCAGUAUUUUUCUCUUGGGCUUGAAGUCAUGAAGUCAUGAAAUGAUCAUACAAUAAUAGCGUCUUACAUACCAUCACCACCACUAUUCCCUCAACUAAGAAAUAGCUGAGGUCCUGGAAACAAUUUUACAUCAAAUUUCCUAUAAUUUUACUUUUUGUUUUCACUUCAGAAAAGUCUAUUUCAUUAUAACACUUGUGGAUUAUCCUUCAUAACCUGCAACAUUGUGAUUAGGGGGAACUAAAUCAGUAUAAGGGAAAGGACCUGGAGAGAGAUUAAGGAGUUCAGGGCAGGGAAAAGAGUGCAUUGAAUUUACUGCUUUGGACCUGUGACACAUGGCAAGAACUUGACAUCAAAGUCUGUGUCCAAGAAAAUCAACAUAAGAUGGCUUUGUCUUAGAUGGAAAUGAAGUGCUCCUUGUCCUGUAUCUGGUUUCCUCAAUCAAAAGAUUCUGUUGAUGUACUAGUGUGGAAGUCACCUCAGAUCCUUUUGACUUUAGGAAAAUAACAAAUCAAAUGAGCUGACUUAGUCUUUUGUUACAGGUGCAAUCUGCUAGUGGCUGCUAGGUGUUACGGGAGCCAUUACUGGAUCUAUUCUUCCUUUCCUUCCCUACAGGUUACCAAAGGAAUUCUCCUGGGAGGAUCCUACUCACAAAUAGCACUGCAGCUUCUUUAUUUCUUGUGUUUCUUGUGUUCAGGUUCCAUUUGUUAUAGGAGCCAUCUGCUAGUGUUUGCUAGCAAUCUAAUUCUGACCAGCAGAAUAAACCCUUCAUGUGAGAGGAUGAUAACGAUACAAGGAGACUGAGAGGCAGUUUCAUUCUCUGACCUCUCUCCUCUUCUCUCUUGCUUCCAAUUUAUUUCAUUCCCAAUUCACAAGCAACAUCUGCGUCAGUAAAGGUUGACUUGUAAUUCCUUAUGAUUCACACCUGUGGGGGCUUUCAGAGAAUCAGUCUGCUCCUUCACACUUAGGCAUGUUCUUCACAGCCCUUCAACAUUAUUUCCUUCCUUUGGCCAAAAAUUUGCUUUAUUUUUUAAAGACAUAUUAAAUCUUUUUCUUUUUGCAUCGCUAUCAUAUGUAAAAACCUUACAUUAAUAAGGUAACCUCCCUCAACUUAGUCUUUACAACAUGACCACAUUCUCUCUCCCUUUAUCCUUCUACCACUUUUGUUUCAUCAAUUUACUCCACCCUCCAAACCAUGCUAUCAACUUACUUUACCUUCUAAUUGUUUUCUUACUUACCUUGCCUUUCUUAAAUGUACCUCUUUUGCAUCUUGCUUGAUUCUCCUUAAUCACCCUUAAUUCUUUAAUAUCUUCUUUAAUUGUUCCUGAUACUACAAUUUCAAUCCAGAACUAGAAUAUGAACAAGUAUUUGGGCUGGAAGUUGUUACCCAAAUGUUUCCAAAUUUCUGUUCCCUAAAUUCAACCCCUGACCUACAUUACUGGUCCCUCCAAGUCACCUGAACUAUCUUUGAAUGUUUUAAGUUCUUUCUUUUCCUGAUCCAUUUUCCACAGAAGUUGGAGAUAAAACAAGCUGAAAAAUAUCCAGACCUGGGCAAACAGGGUGGUGAGCCCACGUUAUAAAAAUUUAGUAAUCACAGUUGAAGAAAGCAGAGAAGUUUAUUCUAGCAAGUAGAAGUUCUAGAGGAAGACAUGGUAGAUUGUAUUAAGUGUUUGAAGGGCUUUCUGGCCCUUAGAAUUAGAUUUAUUCUAUUUGGCCCUAGAGAGUAGAACUAAGGAUAUAUACAAAUUCAAUAUAUGCAUACAUAUUUGUACAAUUAUCUUGCUGCACAAGACAAAAUCUGAUCAAAAAGGGAAAAAAAUAAAAAAAAAUAAAAUUCAAGCAACAACAAAAGUGAAAA